AUGCCCAAGAAGCAUCGCAAAGUGAAAGCUUUAACUCCUAGAAUCCACCGCACACCCCGCUCAGCCUCCCAAGAUGAGGGUGCUCAACCCCACUCGUCCGUCAACGACCUUAUACAACACCUUCGUCGGGCCCAGCUCCCCCCCGAGCAGCCGCGAGUCGACACUGUAGCCCGCGUCAUGUCGGGCUCAGUCCACCCAACGAUCCGGAAUAUCCUCGAUCUGCCAGCGACUCGGCCUCCUCGACCACGGUUUAGAGUUGGACCAGCUGUUGGCACUCGACGGCCCUGGCAAACUCCUGGCCCCGCAGCACCCACCAGCUGGUUGACAUCAGCAUCCCGCGUAGGACCCGGGAUAAUUUCCCGAAAUGGGGCUCCUAAUGGCCAACUUGAACGGCGUUUGAAUCACUUACCCGGACUCAAGUUUCCCCCCAAGCAUUCCUUUCAACAUGCCAUUCUAAAAGCCAUGUCACGCAAUUGGGAUUGGCAUGUACUUUAUGAUGGAGAAUAUCUUUCUGCUCUUCCAACUUACACAAAGCAACUGCUGCUCAGUUACAUUGCUGUUUACACUGAGAAUACAUCACUGGCAUUUAAUAUGCGAGGACUAAAGCCUCUCUUUUUAGAUAUGACCGCAGAUGGAGACGUGGCAAUACACUCUGACGUAACUCGACUGGACCUAGGGGGUGCUCUCGGGCGGUGGAUUAAUUUGAAAACACUUCACCGUGAAUUGCGAAGCGAUGCUUCCCUUUCGAAGGACGGGGGUAGAGCUAUCCCAAUAUCUUGGGAAGAGGAAGCCUGGGGUGAGACUUCUCUAUCUACGCCUAGCUUCAUCUAUGAGGAGCCUGUUAUUUUACGGUUCCAUAACUUAAGAUAUUUGUCCCUGGCACGACCAUCGCCGCCAACUGCGAACUGGCAGUCCCUUCUUAACUUACUCUCGCACGUGUCAACACUGACUCACCUAUCCCUUGCUCACUGGCCUACUCCCACUCUGGCUGCUAAUUCUACGUUAAGCGGCGCGCCUAGUAUGAAUCUUCUACAGCAUUUACCUGCUUCUACCAAUGAAAUGUUAGAAGCUACAACUGUCUUGGGCAAACUAUCUCGAGCAAGUUAUUGUCUUCAGUGGCUAGAUCUCAACGGCUGUGGUGAAUGGUUACCAGCACUCUGCUGGGGUUGCAGUGAUCAACAUCCAAGCGAACCUUCAGAUGACGAACCCCCACUUAUAUCCCGGCCGUUAGGGCCUGAGUGGAAUGGGUCGUGGCGUGGAAUAGAAUGGUUGGGCCUAGGGUUUGGAUGGGCACUGGAGGCUGUCGAGGUAGAAGGCAAACAGCUGACAAGAAGGCCCCACUGGCAAGAAAAGAUGUGGAAUAUGCACAUGAAUGCAGUAAACUAUGUGACAACGUCGAUUCAACGUCUUAGAACUGACGCUAAAGGUAAAUGGAUUGAGGUUUGCUUUGAGCAUGAAGAUCCAGUAUUUCAUUAG
This is a messenger RNA of Ophidiomyces ophidiicola, 1476 nucleotides long. RefSeq lists its product as uncharacterized. The record is from RefSeq and is a predicted model, not a curated record. Bases 1 to 1476 code for a protein of 491 amino acids. The transcript has a single exon. Lineage: Eukaryota; Fungi; Ascomycota; Eurotiomycetes; Onygenales; Onygenaceae.